GUCGGUAGAUCUGGUUCACUCACUGCCGGCUUCCGUCGAGGCCUCAACCGAUCACUUGAUCAGUGAACAGUCUCCAUCCCCAUCGCUCGCUCGCUUCUUACGGCCUCUCACCAGAUUAGCACCGCGCCACCGCCAUGGCUGCCUCCCUCCUCCGGCUCUCCCGCCCCUGCCGCGCGCUCCUCCCUCUCUCCUCCCUCCGCCUCCCGCUCUCCACCCAGCCGCAGCCCGCACCGCCCGCCCCUGCCCCCUCCUCCACCACCAGCCGCCGCCCGCGCUUCCUCUCCUUCCUCGCCGCCGCCGCCGCCGCCGCCGCUGCCGCCGGGGGAACAACCGUCGCCCUCUGUGACCCCGGCGUCGACCUCCGCGUCGGGGGCAAGGAUAGCACGGAGCUGAUCGUGAAAGGAGAGCACCGGCGCGUGCCGCGGGAGUUCAUCGACGAGCUCGCGUCCUUCCUCGGGGAUAACCUGACGGUGGACUACGAGGAGAGGAGCUUCCAUGGCACGCCGCAGAACAGCUUCCACAAGGCAGCCAACGUGCCCGAUGUUGUUGUGUUCCCGAGUUCGCAAGAGGAGGUACAAAAGAUUGUGAUGGCCUGUAACAAGUAUAAGAUUCCAAUUGUACCAUAUGGUGGGGCUACCUCUAUUGAGGGUCACACACUGGCACCUCAUGGUGGUGUUUGCAUCGACAUGACCUUGAUGAAGAAAAUCAAAUCCCUGCAUAUUGAGGAUAUGGAUGUGGUUGUUGAACCUGGAGUUGGAUGGAUAGAGCUGAACGAGUACCUGAAGCCCUAUGGCCUCUUUUUCCCUCUUGAUCCAGGGCCUGGGGCCACUAUUGGAGGCAUGUGUGCUACUCGCUGUUCUGGUUCAUUAGCUGUGAGGUAUGGAACAAUGCGGGAUAAUGUGAUUAACCUUCAGGCUGUUUUACCCAAUGGUGAUGUUGUCAAGACAGGCUCUCGGGCUCGAAAGAGUGCAGCUGGGUAUGACCUUGCUCGUUUGAUCAUUGGAAGUGAAGGAACUUUGGGUGUGAUUACAGAAGUGACUUUACGACUUCAAAAGCUUCCAUCUCAUUCUGUGGUUGCAAUGUGCAAUUUUAAAACCGUUAAGGAUGCUGCCGAUGUUGCUAUUGCAACAAUGCUUUCUGGGAUACAGGUUUCAAGAGUGGAAUUGUUGGAUGAGGUUCAGAUAAGGGCAAUAAACAUGGCAAAUGGUAAAAACUUGCCUGAAGUGCCAACCUUGAUGUUUGAAUUCAUAGGGACAGAAGCAUAUGCACUCGAACAAACUCUCUUGGUUCAGAAAAUUGCCAACGAACACCAUGGAUCGGAUUUUGUUUUUGUUGAGGAGCCGGAGGCUAAAACAGAAUUAUGGAAGAUCAGAAAGGAGGCACUUUGGGCUGGUUUUGCUAUGAAACCUGAUCAUGAAGCUAUGAUAACAGAUGUCUGUGUCCCUUUAUCCAGACUUGCUGAAUGCAUAUCUACAUCAAAGCAACUGCUUGAUGCGUCACCAUUGACUUGUCUGGUUAUCGCUCAUGCUGGUGAUGGAAAUUUCCACACAAUUAUCCUGUUUGAUCCAAGUAAGGACGACCAACGAAAGGAAGCAGAGAGACUAAACCAUUUCAUGGUUCAUACAGCUCUGUCUAUGGAAGGUACAUGCACAGGAGAGCACGGUGUGGGUACUGGGAAAAUGAAGUACCUAGAGAAGGAACUGGGCAUCGAGUCACUCCGGACCAUGAAAAGGAUAAAGGCGGCGUUGGAUCCCAACAACAUCAUGAAUCCGGGGAAGCUGAUCCCGCCUCACGUCUGCAUAUGACGCUCUAAGCCGCCACCUGACCGGAUCACCCGGAGGGAUUUUCACGAGUGGGCUUGGUUGUUCAAGCCCUGAUUCCAGAAGGCGCGACGCAGGCCAAGUGCUGCCAGUAAACGCAAUGCGCUCAGCUGCCCGGGACUUCCCACAUGUAUGCGUUGGGGAGAAAUGCACGUAGGCAGCAGCACAGCAGAAUUGUACUGGCACAUAACUCAAAUGAACCAUGAGAGUGAAAUAAAAAUAAUGCAUCGAGACAUUCUUCUCCUGA
Messenger RNA from Setaria italica (foxtail millet), 2067 nucleotides. RefSeq names its product D-lactate dehydrogenase [cytochrome], mitochondrial. Gene Ontology annotation, cellular component: mitochondrion. The record is from RefSeq and is a predicted model, not a curated record. Gene Ontology annotation, biological process: lactate catabolic process. The transcript is spliced from 18 exons. NCBI's taxonomy places the organism in Eukaryota, Viridiplantae, Streptophyta, Magnoliopsida, Poales, Poaceae. Bases 135 to 1805 code for a protein of 556 amino acids. Gene Ontology annotation, molecular function: D-lactate dehydrogenase (cytochrome) activity; FAD binding; D-lactate dehydrogenase (NAD+) activity.